Molecule: messenger RNA, 7777 nt
Organism: Spirodela intermedia
Lineage: Eukaryota; Viridiplantae; Streptophyta; Magnoliopsida; Alismatales; Araceae
Source: the annotation of a GenBank genome assembly
AUGGAUUUCAUGAAGGUUCUGGAUCAGGCCGUUCGGGAGAUGUGGGUUCCCUCAGCGCAGGGUUUUUUUUUUAUACGCAUUGAUUUCGCGACUGGAGAUUGGCGGCAGAGAAAUCUGGAUACCAUCUGAUUAUCUUUUUAUUUUGCAGAAAGAGAGAGGUCAAUUUGAAAGUCCUCAAGGUGCCAGAGAUCGAACAGAAGGUGAGGAUGCUCAUUUUAGUCAUUGGUAAUUUCUUUACGGAGAUCGUUGUGCUUUGGUUGAUUCUCAGUUCAGCAUGUGAGGUUUUCAUUUAUUUCUAUGCGAUGCAAAAUACGCCCAUUCCGUGACUAGGAGCACAUCAAGCUGUACAUGUAUCCAUAUUCCUGCUCAGGUCGGUGAGGCAGCACGGAGACAUGUACAUGUAUUCUGGAGGAUUAGAACUGGGUGAGAAUUCAAUCUCGAGAUUACUUUUGCCAUUUCCUCUUCGGUGGAAAUCACAUUUCCCCAGGAAUGGCAAUUCUCGCAUUACGCCCACAUAUAAGAGGGAAUAGGGUGAACUCCCUCCUUCCUACAGUCUCUCCCUAAAUAAAGUAUUGCCAGAGCAAUUACAGACUCCCCAUUCCCUUGGGCAGGUCACUUCUCACUAACCUCUGAGGUCACUAAAAAUUAAUCAGGUCUUACGGCUCAGUAGUUUCAACGAUAAAAGUAGUCUCCUUUUACAGGCGGUUGGAUAUUUCAAUAUCUUCAGGUGUCCUGCACAGUAAAUCAAGCUUUAAUUUCUUCAGAAUCUAGAUUGUCACCAUGCCAAAAAAAAAGGAAUGUGUUCAGUUAUAUUUAAUAUAUUCUAUGAUUAGUGCGACACUGGGAAGACGAGAUAAAGAUGCACAUUUUUUCUUUUAAAUUUGAAUGUUUGCAUGGUGCUGGUCACACUGGCAGAUUAUGUAACCAUGACCAUAACCACCCCCACUCAUGACGAAGAGACACUCUCGUCUGUGGCAGUUGCUGCUCACUAUGUGCCACACUGUGGCACAUCGUGCUGUUGUGCACAUGCCCACACAUGCAACCGCACGGCCUCAUGCUGGCGGUGAGUUCCUGUGCACAGGACCUCAUUCGUCCAUGCGAGGGGCGUCACACAAUUUGCAUGGUAGCUGGUUUUAUUGUGUAUUAACUUUUCUGUGUGGGAUUUAACCGAGGGUUUCCCUUUCUUGUGGUCGUAAUUGACACUAAUAUCAAGUGAAUACCGGCAUCGAGUUUGGUAUUGAUAGUCCCACAUUUAAGUCCACUGAUCAACGGCCCUUCCUUUUUGAACCAAAUCUUGGUACUCGAAACAACGUGGAUGUUGGGUGCCUCACAGAGUCCCUCUUCUUUUUAGACAAGUUGAAGUGUCCUUUAUUUCUCCCUUCACCGUUCUGAGCAGUCGUUUGUCAUUGCACUCUUUUCCAGUAAUUAUCCAUUUUAGCCUAUACAUGACUUCUGGAACACAGACAAGCGUUAGCUUCUUGUCAUUUUGACCUACAUAUCUUGUUGUUGGUCGCAUUGCUCUAGAAUCAGAAAAUGAUUAGUUGCUGUUUAUUUAAAAUUUGUGAUUUUAAUGAGCUGCAUUUCCUUUGGACUCACAAGAUAUGGGGAAAUAUACUGGAAAUGAAUGUUGGUUAUGCUUUUAUCUCACAAAUUUUCCUUUCAAAAUGUUAGGUUCUUGAUGCAACCAAUGAUGAACCAUGGGGUCCUCAUGGGUCAGCUUUAUCAGAAAUCUCCCAGGCUACGAAAAAAUUGUACUUCUGUCUGCUCCUAGUCAAUUCUCUUGUUGUAUCUUGCUUCCCUAUCUUCUUGUUAACCUCGUCACUUCUUCUUCUUCUUGCUAAAAUGUAUGUUCUUCUCGAAGUACCGAAUGCCAGAUGGUCAUGAAUGUUCUUUGGACGAGGUUGACAGACACUGGACCAAACUGGCGGCAUGUGUAUAAGGUAAAUUUCCCUGGUAUUUUUCCUGUUGUUAAAGAAACCAUUUUAAAACUUUUUCUUGUGAAUUUUUUUUGGUUGCUUUAUGUCAGUUUUUUCUCUUCAUUCUAAUAGCGGAAUUUUCAUUUCAGGCCUUGUCUGUUAUUGAGUACUUGCUCGCCAAUGGCUCUGAACGUGCAGUUGAUGACAUUUUAGAGCACAGCUUUCAAGUCUCUGUAUGUUUCUAUGUUUGGAAGAUCAUUUUUGAUCUUAAAAUGUUUUCGCUGAUCAAACUCUUUAUUUAACAUUUACUAUCACUCCUUGCAUCCCCUCUAUUUGUGAAGUCACUUUCUAGUUUUGAAUACGUUGAGCCAAACGGGAAAGAUGUCGGGAUUAACGUUAGAAAGAAGGUGGAAACUAUAUUGGGCCUUCUAAAUGACAAGGAGAAGUUGCAAGCAAUCAGGAAUAAAGCUGCUGCAAACCGAGACAAGUGUGUUCUGACCACUUCAUGAACUUUCGUUAUACCCGAUUCAUUUUAUUCGUUUUCCGCAAAGUUUAUCACCACCUAGUGACUAUAGUGAAGCUGGUGAAUCAUUGCUUUCUCUCAUGAUGGUACCAUAUGCAGGUAUGUUGGAUUGUCUUCAUCUGGCAUCAGUUACAAGUCAAGUUCAUCUUCGUAUGGUAGCAGCAACUUCCAGCGGAGUGACCAGUAUGAUGGCCUAGGUGGUGCAAAGGAGGAUGAGGUUUUUAGUGCUGGCUACAAAGACAAGGAUCGAUAUGGAGAUGAAGCCAAUUGGAAAAAUGGCCAGAAAGAUGAUUAUGAAAAAUUCCAAGAAAAAUACUCUGGUGUGGGUGAUGGAAUAAAAUCGAAGGGAAUGACCAGGCAGAGCAGGUUGACUCUGUACCAUUUUCUUGUCUACCCUCUUUUUUUGAUCGUUUGUUUUAAUUAGUGUUAUGCUGAAAAAUUGCUUAUUUCUGAGUUCGUAUAACCAAAGUCAAAAGUUAGAAGUCCACCUUCCUUGCCGUGUGUUUGCUUAAGCUCUGUAGUCUGUUUCCCCUUGGGAUAUUGCUGGGUGACUUGGCUUGAUUUAGUGCUGACUCACAAUGAAACCAACUCCAUUGACAUGUAAAUCGUGAAUGACUAUGCGUCACUGUGAUGUGACCAGCAUUGCGGACUUAUAAUCAUAUAGAUACUGAUUUGCUAAUGACCAAAACAGAUAACAUUCUAAUAGGCCCUCCUCCUCACCCCCAUUCCUGACUCCUCGAUAGUCGAUCUCCAUUCUGCCUCAGGUUUUUGGGGCCCUAGUUUCGUGGAAGGAUAAAAAAGGGAAAAAGGAAAAGAAGAAAGUAUUGGCAGUCAGAUGGGAUGGCAAAAGGCUGCGGUGGAAGGAUUCUUUUUCUUUCUUUCAUUUUAAUUACUUUUUUUUAUCUUCUUUUUUCCAUUAUCCCUACAGUUAGGAAAGGCCCCUGAAGCCUGAGUGUUGAACCUGUAUCAGUCCAAUUCAUGAGAGGUGGAUUGAUAUGCUUCAAGUUGACAUGGUGUUGAGAUGGUCCAUUAUCAUCUUAUUAGCUAGAAUUUGGUUCUUAAUGUCCAUCACUUGUGUUAAGUUUCUCAGUCUGCCACAAAGCUGGAAUCCUAACCCGAAUAUUUUGUGCUGCAAUUCUGAUUAGUUUCACAUGAUAUUCGCUUAUUCACUUGUUUCUUUGCUCAUAUUGACUCUGUUAUAUCAAUAUUCAUUUGGUGCAUCCACUACAUACAUUUCUAGAUAUGUGGUUUUGUAGUUAUGCUUGCUCGUACCGGACCUAGCUGGAAGAAAUUGAUCUCAGCCAUUCAAAAUGCCUUCUGGGUCGUUUACAGAAAUCGAUCUCAGCUCUCCAACAUCUUUGUUGGAUCCAGACAACAAUUUCAUAUUCAGCGUUUUUAUACCCAGAAAAUAUAUUUGAAAACAUUAACUUUAAGCAUGCCACUUAAAAGUCUAUGAAUAACCUGCUCAAGCUGUACCGAGACGACCUGGUCGUAACCUUGGCUGACAUGACAAUACAUAUAAUAAAGAUGACUUCUUGGUAAAAUUUUGGAUGUUUUGUGUUCAUUAUUUAUCCCAUCAUUGUAACCUGAGCAGCUGAUAGUUGCAACAAGACUGCUAACCAGACGUCCACAAAAAGAUGGGCGAACUUUUGUCCUUUUACCAGCUCUUCGUCUAUUGUAUCAGGAUUUUAAUCUUUUUUGGUAUAUCGAAUGUUUAUUUGAUGCUACGAUUAUGAUAUUCAUAUUUUGCCAAUCCUGGGUGCGCGAAUUUUCUUUUUUCAGGGAUUCUUCAAAAAAGCCAUCGGCAACGCAUGGCAUUUCCAAAAGUUCAAGUGCUCAAGUAAACACCGAAGCUGAUGAUUUUGAUGAUUUUGACCCUCGAGGAUCUUCUAUUUCUGGUAUGUACAUUUACCAUCACUUGUAACCAAGGAAUGGAAAGAUCUGUAGUCAGGGUUUUUCAUUCUUUAGUUUAUUUCUAUGCAUUUUCAUUACAUUCUUUCUAUUAUAUGGCCAGAUUAUAGAUACUGGCUUCAUAACUUGCUUAUGUUGAGUAAACCAUGCAAUUCCGUCCGAGAAGAUCAUGAUUAUUAACUAAAAUAGUACGCCUGAUAGCAGAUGAUUGACUACCUCAGGGUUGAAAAUACAUAACUGAAACAGGGUGUCCAUAAGAGAUUCCUGAAAGUCAGAAAUAAUCAAAGUCUGGGAAUCUUGCAUAGUCGUAGCGAUACAGGAUUAAUUAAAUCUCACAAGGCCAUGCGUCACAACUGAUGAAUCUUCUGACUGUCGUCCACUUGCGUGUUCUGCAGUAGUCCACUUACGUUGCACUCAUGUCCUCAUUGUGCAUCUUUUGAUCUAGUUGUUUCCAUUUGAAACCAUGUGUUGGACCACGAAAUUGGUGCAUCUGUUUUCAAGGCUUCUACUCUUUAUGACAUUCCUAGGAUCUCCUGGUCAUCUAAGAUUAAAUUUUCUUGCUCUUUCUUUAAAAUUAUGUGGCAUAGACCUAUUGUAAAAACGUCUGAUCUGAUGUAUUUUUGUUGAUUUUUGUAAAAAAAUGGGUGUUUUCACUUACAGAAUCAGCUUCCACAAGCUUUAAACAAGUGGAUCUUUUUGGAGAUAGUUUAAUAGGUGACCUGAUGGAUGCACCAGCAACAGUAUCAAGAGAAACGACGUCAAGCACUAGUGCUUCAGAUGAUGUUGAUCUCUUCGCAGAUGCAACCUUUGUGUCAGCCACACCUCGUACAGAAGCAUCAGCAGUUUUCAAGGAACAGGUCAGCUAUUAAAUCCUACCUUGUGACAUACCAUUUUUUCCCUGGCAUAGUGUCAACGAGGAAAAUCUUUAUUUCGUCUUGUCAAAUUUAUUUUCUCUUUUCCCCUUAUCACUGUUGAUUAGGCAAGGGACAAGAUACACGUGUGAGGUGGGAGAUUCAGUGAAUGGAAAUAAUUUAGAGUUCUAGAAUCAUAUUUUUUGGAAAAGUUUGAAUCAAAAGAGUAUUAUUUUUAUAUCUGAGAAGGGAACUUGAAAUUUUCAUUUAGUUACACAACAACUACUCUCAUCCCUACGUUCCUCCCCAUCCCCCUACUCGAAAGAGUUCCCGUACAAACCUUCUAUCCAUCCCAUACAAGGGUAACGUACAUAUGCUUGUCAGAUACUUGUGUCUUCUAGUCGUAUCUGCUUCUAGUAAAUGUUUGGUUCAAAGGCCAAAACGAAAGCCCAGUCUGUCACCUGCUUCUUUCACCUCAAAUGCCCAUCUUCAAGUGUUCUCAGGCUGGUCACUUUAGGGGGUAUUUUCUGUCCCAAAGAGACGCAAAAGAUGAUAAACAGCGGGAUAGGAAUGCCAUUUUGGAUUAUUUUCCUCCAAAUCCUCAUAAUUUUGGGGUGAGGAAGCAUACAAUCUUCUAUAUUUUCCUCUUGUACUUCACUUUCAAUCCUCUUCUAGUUGCCUCUUCUGUUUUUCAUGCACCGUUAGACUCUAUGAGCGAAAUUAUCUUUUCAAUUCUUCUCUGUAGUUUAUCAUUUCAUCCAUGGAGUCCAAUUCGAUAUAGAAGGAAAAGUCCAGCUUCCUUUCUCGCACAAAAUUCUCUCACAUUGUGAAAAGAAAAUCCAUGACAACAUCCAAACCGGAAUCUUUUUGUUGUUAGCAGAUUGACAGGAUCGUAGACUUCCUGACCUCCAAUGUCAGAAAACUUCACACCUGGUGUAAUCCGCGAAAUCAGAAUUUUUGGCUCGUGACACUUUAGUUGUGAUAGAAACAUUAUGCGUUAUGGAGAUCAAAUGUCGAGCCCUGAACUCUUAGAAGUAGAAGAGAUGAUAUUUAUAAAUUAUGCAUCUUUAUGUCGAAUUUAUUGUAACUCAUUGUUAGAGACUACUUUGCAUGAGUAAAGAACUUUAUAUAUUUACUUUUGUUUCUGAUUAGUCCCUCCCAUCUGUGUAAUUCUCCUUCUGUUACAAUUCCGAGCUUCAAAUUUUCAUUUACUGCGCGAGAUAAUGCCCCAAAUUUUCUGGUCGGAUACACACCUAUUUUUUCUGAUUUUUGGAAUAGUGUUUGGAUAGAGUUUGCUCUCGCCUCGCCCCUUAUCUUCCUCUAGUAUUCUCCAAACUGCAUCCUCAGAAAAAGUGUUGAAAAUUCCUUCUCAUCGAAUCAUCUUCAUUCCUAUCCUUAAUGGUAUCAUCCAAACAUUUAUUGCAUUUGCAGGAAGGGUUUUUAAGAAUAGAAUUGAUUGAAAAUGCCAGUAGAUUUCAUUCUGAAUCGAUUGAUGCGUGCGCGCAUGUGUUUGUGUGUUUUGACAUGCUUCAUUUUUUGAUCUUGACUCAUCCUGAAACAGUUCAAAAAUGGAAUGAGUGAUUCAAAAUAUUCAACUAAAAUUUAAAAACCGCUAGAGAGGAAAUUGCCAGAUUUCAUUGCUGCGAAUCUUUCUCUAUCCACUUUAGGAUCUACAUAUGUUAUUAUAUGACUUCAGCCCUCAUUUCUCUCUCUUUGCUGACCUUUUAUGCAAUAUUUCAUUUUUCUCGCUGCAGGAUCCCAUUGAUCUAUUUGGAAACCAGACCAGGGCUCCUACUUCAUCUUCACCAAACGUUGACCUAUUUGCUGCAGCAGAUUUAGGCGUUCCUGGUGGGAAGGGGACCCCCGUGACAGUGCCACCAGCUUCUAGUUCCGAUCCUUUUGCAGCAGUGUCGUUGAACACAUUUGAAGGACCUGACAUUUUUGGCGACUUCACCUCGCAUACUGAUUCAUCGAAUUCUGGGCACAGUACCGCUGGAAACGUUAAUCUUGGCCCCAAGAAGGAAGCUUUUCAAGUGAAAUCCGGUAUAUGGGCUGAUUCACUGAGUCGUGGCCUUAUUGAUCUUAAUCUGACAGCACGUAAGCAUCUUCUUCCUCAUUUUCUUUCAUGUCUGCACAUCACCACCACUUGGGAGUAGUGCAUGAUCUCGUGGGCAAGAAGAGUAAGCAGGAGGAUCUCGAGAGAGGCAUCUAUCUACUAAGAUUGACGACGGGCCUGUAAAUCUAAACUACAGAGAAAUUCCACGCGUUUGAGAGGAUCCCCAGUUCAUUGGAUGCCCUAAUUCAUCAUCGUCAUGAUCUUCUCAUAAUUCCACUUGCUAGGUGCAUGCUUGAUCUCUCCGAAUGUUUUGCCUUUCGCAUCUCAUUUUGCUUCUGCCGCCCGAUUGUGAUGCGCAGCCAAGAAGGUGUCUCUGUCAGAUGUUGGGGUCGUCGGUGGGCUUUCUGACGGAUCUGAGGACAAGGAGAAGAGACCACCUGCGUCGGCUUACGGGGGAGGGAGAGGCCCAGGUGGGGGCUUCCCCAGCAUGGGCCAGCAGCAUUUCGGAGGCUUCCACUGA